Messenger RNA from Nicrophorus vespilloides, 791 nucleotides. RefSeq lists its product as uncharacterized. Lineage: Eukaryota; Metazoa; Arthropoda; Insecta; Coleoptera; Silphidae. Bases 75 to 791 code for a protein of 238 amino acids. The record is from RefSeq and is a predicted model, not a curated record. The transcript has 5 exons.
CAGUUUGAUCAGUUUUCAAUUUGGCUGGAGCACCCUUUCUCAUUCGUAGUGAUUAUCAUCAAAAAUUCAUAAUUAUGCCAGACGUCAUGAGGCAGGAUCCCACUCUCGACAUCGAUUUAAGAUUACAAGGAGAUAAAAUCAGGUUGGAGUCGAGGCCUUCGUCGCGAGGGAGCUCCGCCUCAUCUAAAUCUGCCUACUUGGUUCAAGGCCCUUCGAGGCCUCUCUCAGCCGUCCCCAAUUUGACUCUCUACGAAGACAAGAGAGAUUACGAAACGAUAAGAUCCCAUCGACCCUAUUCAGCAGACAAUGCGAGAGAAUGCGAAAAUAAAUUGAGCUCUAAUUCGAGUUUGGAAAGUAUUUCAGAAAUAGAUAAAGAUUUACCAUCCACCGAGUUGUUGCGUUCGUUGAUAUCCGAACCUAUUGUAUCUUGGAGGGAUGGUAUGAAACAUGUCCACAGAAUAAAAAAUACGAAACCAUCUUCAUCGGAUCUACAACCAGGUUUAAAAUCGAAACCACCAAUUCCACCAAAAAAGGUAACACUGGAAGAAUAUAAUGGACAAGAGCCCUCUAAGUACCAUAAUUGGUUAGAUGAAAGCCUCAUUGCUGAACAAAGAACAGAUGCUAUUUUGGAUAAACUAAAGUUAGAAAAUAUUGAGGGUAUUAUUGAUUACUAUGAAGAUGAAAGCAUUGUUUCAAAAAAUAGUCCAAAAUAUUCUACUGGAUUUACAGUAAAAUUUAAUACUGGCGGAAUAGAUUACUCCAAAACCCUGAGAACGACAAAGAAUCACUGA